AUGGUAAGAGGAUCAGCAUCAUGUGGAGAAACUUUGGCAGUUGCUGAAGGAGAAGGAGAGAGGCCUCAUGUAGACUGUACGUUUAGUUGGGGAAAGAAAUAUCAGCCCAAGGCUUUGAUGGACUUUAUCUGUCACAGAGAGAAGGCUGAAUCCAUCCAAAUUAUGGUAUGCAAUGGGCAAUAUAAUCAUUGUAUAUUUGAAGGACCUCCAGGGGUCGGAAAGAGAACAAUGUCUCUAGCAAUGCUUAGAGAAUAUGCUGGACUGGAUAUAACUGAGACAAGGGAGGAAUCCAGAGAAUUCAAUUUGGGUGGAAGCCAGGGCGACCCAUUUUUCAAAAUUCCUGUCAAAAUGAAAGUAUCUUCACAGCUCAUUCAGAUCGAUCUAUCUGAACUAAGAUGGCAUGAUGCUACAGAUGUGAUUUUGGAACUACUACAGGAAACAUACAUUAAUGGCAAAGCAGGAAUUAUUGUAAAUGAAGCGGAGCGUCUCUCUAAUGAUGCCCAACUCCGAAUCAAAAGCUUCUUAGAGACUAAUAAAGGCCCCUACAAAGUCAUCUUCUGCUGCUAUGAUAUUUCCAGGCUCCAACAUCUCAAUUCCCUCUGUAUGGUUAUUCAGCUCCUUCCACCUUCAAAUGAACAGAUUGUUGAAGUAUUGAAUUUCAUAGCUAAACAACAAGACAUUGAAUUGCCUGACCAAUUAGCCAACAACAUAGCAGAGAAGUCCAACUAUUGCCUUCAGCAAGCCAUUCGUUCAUUUGAGGCUACCUGGCAUUCAAAAUAUCCCUUCAAAGAAGACCAGCAGGUUAUGACUGGCUGGGAAGAAGAAAUUGCAGACACUGCUAAAAGUAUAAUUGAAGACCAAAGCUCUAAACGGUUGUUUCUUUUUAGACAAAAGCUUCAAAUUCUGUUGCAGCACAAUUUGUGUCCCCAAUUUGUUUUUGUUACUUUAGUGGAAGAACUGAAGAGGCAUUUGGAUGACCAAAUUCAAAUGCAAAUUGGAGUUUUAUGGCAGACAUAUAGUAAUGAUGAUCAGAAUGAAGACCAGUGUAUUGGAAGGAAAAAAUUCAGGAACCCAGAUGAGUUAUUUUGUGAGAAAAUGAUAAGAGCAAGGGCUGCCAGGUUUGUUAGGAUAGAAGGUAAGUAA
Messenger RNA from Dovyalis caffra, 1143 nucleotides. The record is from the annotation of a GenBank genome assembly. NCBI's taxonomy places the organism in Eukaryota, Viridiplantae, Streptophyta, Magnoliopsida, Malpighiales, Salicaceae.